GUAUCCUUCUCUUUUCCCAUUUUCUUUCUCUGGAACCAAACACACACGAUGAUCUAAAAAGAGCUUAAAACUUUUGUGAACUCGUAAGGACUCUAAAUUCAGUGCUAAUAAUAAUCAAUAAUGUAACCCUUCUCAUUUAAUUUUGGGAUUACCAAACGGAUUUGUCCCACACACUCACACAUAAAUUGUCUACUCAUUUCUUUGUUUCAUCAUUAGUUUCACAUGAUCCAUUUUUAUUAACAUAAUAAAUUCUUUAAAUUCAAUUAAAUGAACUUCACUUUAUAUUCUGAUUUCUGCAAUCAUUGUACAUAAAAACUGUUACAAAAAAAUGGCAAUAAAAGUUGAUAGGGUACCCUAUACAGCUUGGCUUACAUGAAAACAAAUUCUGUUUCAUCUUCACACAUUCAACAUGUUCACUUUGUCAUUGUUUUCUUUAUAAUGUCUCUUUCUUCUUCUUCUUCUUCUAAUGUCUCUAUAGUUCCUGUCACACUGCUACAAUACAACACUACUUGUUACAUUUUUGUGUGCUUUAACGGCAACGUUGUUGUUUGAUUAAAGUGUCUUGAUUCUUGAACUUUGUGUCCAUUGUCUGUUUCUAUUUGUUUUUUCUUUCUUUUGUUUUUUUGUACUUUUUUUUUAACUUUUUUUUGAAACUUUUUUUUUUCUUCUGGGUAGUUGAUUUAACAUUUCAGAUGGAUUCUGAGAUUUGAUUUUUGUUGUAAAGUUGAAAACUUGAAAUGAAUAGACAAAAGGGUCAUCAUUAUGAUGAAGAUAUGAGUUCUUCUUCUUCUUCUUCUUCUAAGGUUAUUGUUGUUGCUGUUAAAGCUUCAAAAGAUAUUUCAAGAACUGCUUUGGUUUGGGCUUUGACUCAUGUUGUUCAACCUGGAGAUUGCAUUAAGCUUUUGGUUAUCAUUCCUGCACUUUCAUCAAGAAAAAAAGUAUGGGGGUUUUCAAGAUUUACUACUGAUUGUGCCACUAAUCACUGGACAUCGCGAUUAGGAACGGUUUCAGAUCAGAAAGAAGAUAUUACAAAUUCAUGUUCUCAAUUAGUGCUUCAACUACAUGAUUUCUAUGAUCCUGAGAAGAUAAAGAUUAGAGUGAAGAUUCUUUCUGGCUCUUCGUGUGGCGCGGUGGCUGCUGAAGCCAAGAGAGUGCAGUCAAGCUGGGUUAUAUUGGACAGAAAAUUGAAAGGUGAAAAGAAAUACUGCAUGGACGAGCUGCAUUGCAAUAUUGUAAUUAUGAAGCAUUCUCACCCAAAGAUUCUACGCUUGAAUUUGAAUAGUUCGCCUAAGAAGGAACUUGAUAGAGAUUGUACAUUUUUGUUGGAGCCGAAUGCAUACACAAGAAGCUUAAAAGACAAUUUUGAACAUUCAGAUAUAAUUAAAGGUCCAUCAGUUACUCCGGCUAGUAGUCCAGAACAAGGCUCACCACCAUUGACUGUAACUACUGAUAUUGGAACAGCGUCGAUAUCGAGCUCAGAUCCUGGAACAUCGCCAUUUUUCCAUUCUGACAAUUACGAAAGACGGAGGAGAUGUUUUCCCUUUGUUGUUCACGAGGGACUGACAAACCUCGAGGAUAUUGUAUCUGACUCGGAGAGUGAAAAGCUAAGUUCAUCAUCCAAAAGUUCAUCUUUUCAGCCAUGGAUUUCAAAUAUGAUUUGUGUAGACGGCGAGUUCUCAAAACACGAAGAAAAUAUCAAAAGAUCUAGUGAUAAGUCUUUGGUUUCUACCUAUGAAUCUUUGCUUCAGAAAUUGACGAUGUUGGAUCAAGAUCAUAUCUAUGGAAAGCCUACUUGUAAAAUUGAUGUGAACUUGAGCAAGAGUGUUAGAGAAGCAAUUUCACUAGCCAGAAAUGCACCUCAUGGACCUCCUCCACUGUGCUCUAUUUGUCAACACAAAGCACCUGCAUUUGGGAAUCCUCCAAGGUGGUUUACGUUUGCGGAACUACAGCUCGCCACAGGUGGUUUUUCGCAAGCAAACUUCUUGGCCGAAGGUGGUUUUGGUUCUGUACACCGUGGUGUCCUGCCAGACGGACAAGUUGUUGCUGUCAAGCAGUAUAAAUUAGCCAGUACUCAAGGAGAUAAAGAAUUUUGCUCAGAAGUAGAGGUCUUAAGCUGCGCACAACACCGCAAUGUUGUGAUGCUAACUGGUUUCUGUGUCGAGGAUGGAAGAAGAUUGCUAGUUUAUGAGUAUAUCUGCAAUGGAUCGCUCGAUUCUCAUCUCUACGGACGAAUGCAGAAUGUGUUGGAUUGGUCUGCACGCCAAAAAAUUGCGGUUGGAGCAGCACGUGGUUUGAGAUAUCUUCAUGAAGAAUGUAGAGUUGGUUGCAUUGUACACCGUGAUUUGCGACCUAACAAUAUCCUCCUCACUCACGAUUUUGAAGCAUUAGUGGGAGAUUUUGGACUUGCUAGGUGGCAACCAGACGGAGAUAUGGGCGUCGAAACUAGGGUGAUAGGAACAUUUGGGUAUUUGGCACCAGAAUAUGCUCAAAGUGGUCAAAUUACUGAAAAAGCUGAUGUGUACUCAUUUGGGAUAGUAUUACUGGAACUUGUGACCGGUCGGAAAGCUGUGGAUAUUAGUCGGCCGAGGGGCCAGCAAUGCCUUAGUGAAUGGGCACGCCCGUUGCUUGAAGAACAAGCCAUUCAUAAACUUGUAGAUCCGAGCAUAGGAAACAGCUAUGUUGAUCAAGAGGUUUAUCGCAUGAUGCAGUGUUCCUCUAUGUGCAUUCGACGGGAUCCUCAUUUAAGGCCUCGUGUGUCUCAGGUGCUCAAGAUGCUUGAAGGUGACAUUCUCAUGUGAUUGCCGAUCAUUUUUACAUUUCCCGAGUGUAUCAGACCAUAGCAGAAAACAAAGGACAAUGCUGUGUGUGCAGAGGAAAACAUGGAGGGAGGUUGAGGUUCUUUUUAUAGGUGGAGAGUGCACAAGUUUAAAGCUUCUUGCAUUUCUUCUUUUUACUAGUAAUUUUUUUGGUUUAGUGAUGUAAAUAAUAGUAUCUAUCGACGAUUUUGUGGAGGGGAGAGGAACAUAGUAUAACUAACGAAAUCGGAAUUUAGCUCAUUGUACAGAACAAUAUUCCAGUUUUGGUUUAUCCUAUCCAGUAAUGAAAAUUUCCUGAAA
Trifolium pratense (red clover) is the source of this 3116-nucleotide messenger RNA. Its product is annotated as inactive protein kinase SELMODRAFT_444075-like. The record is from RefSeq and is a predicted model, not a curated record. Gene Ontology annotation, biological process: protein phosphorylation. The coding region runs from base 738 to 2798 and encodes 686 amino acids. The transcript has 9 exons. NCBI's taxonomy places the organism in Eukaryota, Viridiplantae, Streptophyta, Magnoliopsida, Fabales, Fabaceae. Gene Ontology annotation, molecular function: ATP binding; protein tyrosine kinase activity.